ACGCUACGUUUGACCUGAACAGCGGGCGUUCCUGUGCUCCCUUCUCCCUCGACUGAGCACACCUUCGUCUCCCCCAACAAGACAGCUCAGCCAUUGCGUGACGGUGGACCUUGUCCUGUCCUGUCCUGCGUUGCUGCCGCUGGGAUAGACCAAGUGUCGCCUUCCCUGAGAGAGGUGAUCAUAUGGCCGAUAGCAAACGCCACAGUGUCGGAGUGAGAGCACCUGCGCAAGGGCCUUCUGGAGCAAGUGCGGGCCAGGGAAUCACGGGUGCCAUGGUGCCUCUGGAAGUGGCAUUGAGCAGUGCAAUUGGUGCACGUGUUCGCAUCAGCACGUCUCCGGUCGCCUCCACGAUUGAGGGCACUCUUUUCACAGCCUGUCCCAUCACGAAUCUCGUUGCCAUUAACACUGCCGACGGACCUCAGACGCAGGCGGGUGACUACCGUAUCAUUCCGGUGUCGCGUAUACAAUCCUUCCAACUCCUCUCCCUUCCCACGUCCUCGAACCCCGAUGGAUCCUCGUUCUCGGAUGCCGUCCCGCCGUUGCAAGCCCUCGACAUCCGGUCCUUGAAGACUCGGGAGGCCACGGCUGUCGGCAAAUUACAAGAGAGUGAGGCACGACGCGGCAAGGGAGUUACGCGGGAAGCACAGGACCUCUUUGACGCUUUCAGUCGCACAAUGCCAGCACGGUGGGAUGGAAACAAGAUCAUUGUGGCUGAUGCAGUCGCCAUUGCGGCUCCUUACCGGCCAGACGACUGCCAGCCCUUGGUAGCGGGUGACACGGCUGCUCUUGCCCGAGUGCGCAUGGUGCUCGAAAUGGAACGCAAGAAGAUCGAACUCCGCAACGCAAGUGCAACCAUCGGGACCGCCGCUGCCGGACAACGGAAAGGAGGCUGAAACGUCUCCCUCUACCUCUCCAUUACCUGAAAGGCUCCUCCCGGCCUCUUAGGUACAUGUCACCGGGGACGAACGCUAACGUGGGAUGGACGGAACCCACC
Aspergillus heteromorphus CBS 117.55 is the source of this 994-nucleotide messenger RNA. RefSeq names its product anticodon-binding domain-containing protein. The record is from RefSeq and is a predicted model, not a curated record. NCBI's taxonomy places the organism in Eukaryota, Fungi, Ascomycota, Eurotiomycetes, Eurotiales, Aspergillaceae. The transcript has 4 exons. Bases 183 to 893 code for a protein of 236 amino acids.